AUGCUGCUUGCUCUCACAAUUUUGUGCAUUUUCUUCAUGAACGUCUAUGGAGACUAUUGCGUGCCAGACUACUACCAGGAGCGCUUGUACUCGAACUUCCACUACAACCUAAACAAAAACCUGGUAUGGGACGAAGAUCUUUCCGAGCGGGCUUGCAAGGAAGCUAUCGGUGAAUUAGGCUCACAUGGCUUUGACAAGCUCACGGCAGAAAAGUUCGUAUCUGCCCGCUACUAUGUUCACCCUCAUGUUCUCUUCAAUAAUAGGUGUUUAAGGACAUUCUCCACAUCCCCAGUGAGAUCGAGCAAAAUACGAAGUACUCUCUUCAAUGCAUUCAAGAAUGAAGCACAAGUCAACGUGGUACGCAAUCUUCCUGCAGGCACGAAGUAUGGAUGCAACGCUGUGGAAUCGGAGAGAAAACGAAGGUUGUCUGUCCUCUACGAGAAGCAAUGA
This is a messenger RNA of Cooperia oncophora, 450 nucleotides long. Lineage: Eukaryota; Metazoa; Nematoda; Chromadorea; Rhabditida; Trichostrongylidae. The record is from the annotation of a GenBank genome assembly.